Populus euphratica (Euphrates poplar) is the source of this 2032-nucleotide messenger RNA. Its product is annotated as endoglucanase 4-like. NCBI's taxonomy places the organism in Eukaryota, Viridiplantae, Streptophyta, Magnoliopsida, Malpighiales, Salicaceae. Bases 413 to 1918 code for a protein of 501 amino acids. Gene Ontology annotation, molecular function: hydrolase activity, hydrolyzing O-glycosyl compounds. The transcript has 8 exons. The record is from RefSeq and is a predicted model, not a curated record. Gene Ontology annotation, biological process: carbohydrate metabolic process.
GAAGUGUACGGUGGUUCCAGACUCCCACUACUUUGUCAAAGGAGUACAGCAGAAGAAGAAGCAAGCACACAUCAACCAUCACAUAUAUAUUAUGACUAUGAGUCCUCUUCAAGAAGGCAAUCAUCCGAACCAAAUACACUGUAACUAACAGCAUUAGUCACCACCGUAAACGGAGGCGCCGGAAAUGCCUAGCCUUCAUUAUUAUCUUUUGUUUUUUUCGACCAAAACUCUCCCUCCCUGACUAGUUAAUUUCAGCUUCUCUUUCAAGUGAAUGUACGUACCCUUUAUGUUUCUUCUUCACUUUUGGUACCCAUCCUAUUACAAAAAUCUUGCUUGAAUGGUUAGGAAAGUAUAGGAGGAGGAAGUUAAUUAGCCAGAGGUGUUUGAUUUUGACUUUGAGAGAAAGAGAGAGAUGGGUGUGUUAAAGAGAGCGCUGGUUUUUGGAGUGGUGAUAACGAUGGUUAUGGUGAUGAGAGUGGCUUCACAUGAUUAUGGGGAUGCAUUGACUAAAAGCAUUUUGUUCUUUGAAGGGCAGAGGUCAGGGAAGUUACCUUCUACACAGAGAAUGACUUGGAGGAAGGAUUCUGGUCUUCAAGACGGCUUUCAGAUUGGUGUUGAUUUGGUUGGUGGAUACUAUGAUGCUGGCGACAAUGUCAAGUUCAACUUUCCAAUGGCAUUCUCAACAACAAUGCUGGCAUGGAGUGUAUUAGAUUUUGGCAAUUUCAUGGGUCCAGACCUGCCAUAUGCACUAGAAGCUAUUAAGUGGGCAACCGAUUACUUCCUUAAAGCCACAAGCAUCCCUGGCUUUGUAUUUGUUCAAGUUGGUGAUCCUUAUGGUGAUCACAAUUGCUGGGAGAGGCCUGAAGACAUGGACACACCUAGAAUCCCUUAUGCAGCUAGUAAACAGUUUCCAGGCUCAGAGGUGUCAGCUGAGAUAGCAGCUGCACUUGCAGCAUCUUCCAUGGUGUUUAGGCCUCGCAAUCCUGCAUAUUCUGCCAGGCUUCUCAAAAGAGCUGCAAUGGUGUUUCAAUUUGCAGAUGCUAACCGUGGUUCUUACAACGAUACCCUGGGACCGUGGGUGUGCCCAUUUUACUGCGAUUUCAGUGGCUACGAGGAUGAAUUGAUCUGGGGAGCAGCAUGGCUAUAUAGGGCGACCAAAGCACCUAAUUACUGGAGUUAUGUUGUGCAAAACAUAAGCCAUUUGGAAAAAAAAGUUGCCAAACAUACUGAUCGAGUCGGCUAUGGCGGUGGUAGCUUCGCUGAAUUCGGAUGGGAUACUAAGAAUGCUGGUAUUAACAUACUUGUUUCAAAGUUGUUGCUUUCAAGCAAGACUUCUGAUGUAGGUCCAUUCAUUCCCAAUGCAGACAAGUUUGUUUGCACUGUGUUGCCCGAAUCACCUACUGUCUCAGUCUCAUACUCUCCAGGUGGACUUCUGUUCAAACCAGGAGGAAGUAACUUGCAACAUGCCACAGCUUUAUCCUUUCUUCUUCUUGCUUAUGCUCGUUAUUUGAAUCAAUCCAAUAGAGAAAUUCAUUGCGGUAAUGUUGUUGCCACUCCUGCUAGACUUAUUCAAUUCGCAAGAGGGCAGGUGGAUUACAUACUGGGAACUAAUCCAUUGAAGAUGUCAUACAUGGUUGGAUAUGGCAGCAAAUUCCCUCGGAAGAUACACCACCGCGGCUCGUCUCUGCCUUCUGUUGAUCAACACCCUGCCAGGAUCAAUUGUCAAGGUGGAACUCCAUACUUCCAAAGCAAUGAUCCUAAUCCUAACUUGCUAAUAGGAGCUGUUGUUGGUGGACCUGAUCAAGGGGAUUCCUACUCUGAUUCUAGAGCAGAUUUUGUACACACAGAGCCAACCACAUAUAUUAAUGCACCUCUUGUUGGCCUCUUGGCUUACUUCAGAUCACAUCCGCCCUUGUAGAAUCCCCCCCCAUCCUGCUGAUAUUCUGUUCCUAAUGUUUUCUUUUCUCCUUAAAGGAGAAGAAAGGGAUUAAUUACAAUUACAAUUACAAGUAUAAUUAUAUUCUUUGCCAAU